This is a messenger RNA of Syngnathus acus (greater pipefish), 1522 nucleotides long. RefSeq lists its product as uncharacterized. The transcript has 2 exons. The coding region runs from base 107 to 1021 and encodes 304 amino acids. The record is from RefSeq and is a predicted model, not a curated record. Lineage: Eukaryota; Metazoa; Chordata; Actinopteri; Syngnathiformes; Syngnathidae.
AAUAACCGCCGAACUCGGCUCUUUGAUUUCUAACUCUGCUAUUCACGGUCACACUCCCGCUCAGCUGACCUCCGCAACUGUACAAGGCAACCCAAAGCCAAGCGCUAUGGCCACCCUUGCUCAACAGCCCUCACAUGUGCUAGCCCAAGAAGCUAACCCAAUGGUAACGCCCCUUCAAAAAGCUCCCAAUCAAACCCAAUCCGACGCAGUCACCAACUGUACACAAUUUGUGAACUCCACCCAGCAAAGGAUCGUCAUCAACACUUCGAAGCCCCUCGCCGCCGGCACGCAGAUCCUCCUUAACAAUACAUGUUUUGUUGUUCCUCCCCAGGGUCUAGGUCCAGGUAGCCAUGUGCUCAUUAUCUCCAGCCCUUCUCCACAAAAAGUGCCUAAGGCCACCGUUAGCAGCAUUGGCUCAGCAACACCUUUGCAAGGAGCAAGUCUGGGUGUUGCCUCUGGACUUUCACCGCUUCGUGCUAAAUGUCCCACCGCCAUUUCCCCAGCUUUGUCACGGUUGCCUACUCCAUCAUCAUCUUUGCCCAGCCCGGUCGCCCCUCCCCACUCCAUCUCAGACACAACGAGAAACUCGUAUCCACAACCGACAUCUACACUGACAGCGUCUUCCAUUCAGGGCAUCACCUCGGUCUGUAAGCAGGCACCGUCAGUCAUUCAUCAACCAAUCAAAAGCACCAUGGAUGCGUUGGAAACGGCAUACAUGGUCACCUUAUCCCCACCCCCCGCCCCCUUUCAACCAGUCACGCUGCUGACCACAAACCCCAUCGGCCUGACCAAUCAGACACUGGUUCCACCCUCUUUGCAGAAAUCCACUUUAGGUCUGGCAAACAGCGUAGCGAAAAAGCUGCUCGUCAGUCCCGACGGCGCCAUUUUGAGCUCCGUCCCGUGCCAGGCCCAGGCGGCUGAGCCGAGCGCCUUUCCAAAAGCGACCGCUCUGAUUCUCACCCCGAACAGCUCCGGUGGCGCUUGGCAUCACCAGCUGACACCUAGUCAACCAAAUAACUGAGACCACGAGUCUGGAAUGUUCAUGCACUUGUUAUUAAAACUGCUCGAGAAACGUUGGGUCAUCAGACCCUAUGGUUGGACUAUCAAAUACUGUUCUUUUUUUUUUUUCUGUUUGAUAACUACUGAGGUUAAUGAAUGAUCUGUGUUUUAGACUUCAUGGCCAGUAAUGACAACUGGGGAAAAGGAGGUUAAAUGGAUUUCAUAUUUGAUCGUACUCAGUACUUUAAAAGCCAGCUUUUUUGAUAAGGUUCAUUGGAACAACUCGCUACUACUUUAAAUGUUUCAUGGAUCAUAACACUUUGUUUGUUGGAGUUUGAAAAACGGUUUUGCAUUGUAGGAAAUGUAUAUAGACCUUGUUGGAUUUGUACUUCGUUCGAGCACACGUUAAAUGUUUUGCAGUCACUUUGUAUUUAUUUUCUACCGUAUAGAUAUGGAAACUUUUUUGCUCGGUUCAUUGAACAAAUGUUGAGGUCAAAGCGUGGAAAUAAACAAUUCAUCCGUG